This is a messenger RNA of Phytophthora sojae, 636 nucleotides long. RefSeq lists its product as hypothetical. Lineage: Eukaryota; Oomycota; Peronosporomycetes; Peronosporales; Peronosporaceae. The record is from RefSeq and is a predicted model, not a curated record. The transcript is spliced from 4 exons. Bases 1 to 636 code for a protein of 211 amino acids.
AUGAAUCAAGCGCGCACCGGUCAUGGGGAGGAUGAUAAGGAAGAGGAGGAACCGCGAGACGCAAGUGCCGAAACGCUCACGUUUUUCAGCGAGCUCAAGCGUGCUGGAGAGCUCACUGACGAGGAUGUCAUCGAGCGCUGCAAUUUCCUUAUGCGGCAUGCGCCUCCGAAUAACUACCUGGGCCUGAGGAUCAAAGGCAAAUUCGUCCAACUGAUCAAGCGCCUCGAGAUGAUCGAGGCCGCCGCGCGAGACUUUUUCCCUGAAGACUGGAUGACCUGCACUAUUGUCAACGAUCUGUUCAAGUUAUGGCCAUUGCUGUCGUUCAUGCAGGGCAUUGGCACGCUCCAUCAAGUCGACGGUCGCGCGAUCGACCUUGGUCGAAAGAUUAUGCAUCUGCUUGACGAACUGAGCAAGACGUAUCCGGCGCUCGCGAAGCUGCUUGAUCCUCCAACCGUUAUCUCCAACCUGCAGGCUAUGAAAGUUAACCCGGCCAAAGUUGUCAUUCCGGCUGGACUUGCCUUUGGAAAUGUGCCUGCUUACGUCAUCGGACACCUCCGUGCUACGCUCGCCCCUAUCCUGCUGCCUGGCGUCGUCCCGCAGUUUCAUUAUUUUAAUGCUCCCAUGCAAAACCUCUAA